Molecule: messenger RNA, 1481 nt
Organism: Esox lucius (northern pike)
Lineage: Eukaryota; Metazoa; Chordata; Actinopteri; Esociformes; Esocidae
Gene: olfml1
Product: olfactomedin-like 1
Exons: 3
Coding region: 125-1303 (392 amino acids)
Biological process (GO): signal transduction
Source: RefSeq, a predicted model, not a curated record
CUAAACCGCAAUUCUCUAGGUUCAGAAACUGCAAUUUCUGAACCGAAUUCUCUCGAAAAAAGGGCAAUUUUUUAUUCUGACACUUCAAAUAAGUCCUAUACGCCUGUGUGUGGGUGUGUGUGUGAUGUACACUUGGCUGUGGACCCUGCUCUUCCUGAGCAUGAACAUGGGGCUUGCUCAGAGGUCCACCCAAGAAGCCUUCAUGCUUCAGUACUUUGAGAGGAGGAUUGCCCAACUUGAGGAGCGUCUAAUCAAAUGCGAGCAAAACACCCUGCGACUGGACCAGAAGAUCUACGACGUGUCGACAGAAGUGCGUAGCCAGCUGGCUGGCGUGGAGGUCCACAGGACAGAGAUGAAGAGCCAGGUGGACAGUGUAGCCUUGCGAGUGGAGCGGAUUGAGAGGGACGUGGAGUAUCUGGAGACUAAGAUCCCCAACCAGCCACACAUCCAGGUGCAAGACGAUCUGUUGGAACAGCAGAUUAAAGAAGCCCAGAAGAAGAAAGUGAAGUUUACACUGGGGAUAGACUGCAGCACAACUUUGACUGGUGUUAAAUCCAUGAAGAUAGUGAAGAAAGCAGAGAACGUAUAUGGAUCCUGGCUAAAAGACCCUACAAAAGGCUCCGUCAAAAUCUAUGUAUUCAGCGGGAACAAGAAUAACACGUUGUUGGAGUUCAAGUCCCUGAAGAGUGUCAUUGAAGGGAGGCCGGCCCAAGCUCGUCAAAUCCAUCUCCCGUUUCCCUGGCAGGGCUCUGGUCACACUGUUUUCAAUGGCUUUGUGUACUAUCACAAGGCAGACACACCCAACCAGAUCCUAAAGGUGCAUCUCCUCAACCGCACGGUGGCUGACAGCAUGUUGCUUCCCGGGGCUGGCCGCCUGCCGGUGUACGCCCUCACCACCCACACCUUCCUGGACCUGGCAGUGGACGAGCUGGGUCUGUGGGUCAUUUAUGCCGACCCAGAGUUAGGGGGAAACCUGGUGAUUACCAAGCUGGACCAGAGCAGCCUGGCAGUGGAGCACAGCUGGGACACCUCCUGCAGGAGCCACAACGCAGAGACGGCGUUCAUGAUCUGCGGAACGCUGUACGUGGUGUACAACUCGCGCCACGGAGGUCGUUCCAGCAUCGACUGCCUGUACGAUAUCCACGACACCAUCCACAGCCAGGAGAGCCCCGUCAUGUUCUUCCCCAAGCGCUACACCAACCACUACAGCAUCCACUACCACCCGAAAGACAAGCUGCUGUACGCCUGGGACGAUGGCUUCCAGACCAUUUACAAACUGGGUGUCAAGAGCAAGCAAGACUGAGACAAGGCCAUUGAACGUAAUGUGUUCCGAAGUUGAGCGAGGACACGUUGUUUAUCCUCAAGGUUGGAUCAGAUGUUGUUAGUAAAUAAUAAAAUCGAUGAAGUCAAGAUGUUUUUAAAUCUACAACCAUACAUGUAUCCAGUACAAAAGAUAACAAAUAAAAAUGUGCAUAUUCUUG